This is a messenger RNA of Staurois parvus, 349 nucleotides long. NCBI's taxonomy places the organism in Eukaryota, Metazoa, Chordata, Amphibia, Anura, Ranidae. The record is from the annotation of a GenBank genome assembly.
CAGACUGCUUCUACAAACUUUGGGAAAGAUUGGGUAGCUCUCAGGAGCUCAGUGAAUUCACUGUACCGUACCGUGAUAGGUUGCCACCUGUGCAAUAAGUCCAUCCGUGACUUUUCCAGGCUACUAAAUAUUUCACAUUCAAAUGUUAGUGGUAUUAUAACAAAGUGGAAGCAACACAACAGCAACUCAGCCCCAAAGUGAGUGGGGUCAGCACAUGCUGAUGCGCACAGUGCACAGAAGUCACCAACUGUCUGCAGAGUCAAUAGCUAAAUACCUCCAAACUUCAUGUGGCCUUCAGAUAAGCACAACAACAGAGCGUAGAGAGCUUCAUGGAAUGGGUUUCCAUGGC